Molecule: messenger RNA, 546 nt
Organism: Lottia gigantea (owl limpet)
Lineage: Eukaryota; Metazoa; Mollusca; Gastropoda; Lottiidae
Exons: 1
Coding region: 1-546 (181 amino acids)
Source: RefSeq, a predicted model, not a curated record
AUGACAUUACUGCUAGAAUCUGUGAAUUCAAUAAGAAAUUUUCAACAUAGACAUUUUCAACCAAAGAAAGUAUCCGAGGAAUUAGAUUGGGUAUUUUACUUACAUAAAUCGCAUUUCUGCCUCAUUAGAAGAAAUAACAAAACCUUAGGCAUUAAAGAAAUAGAAGAUAAUUACGAUGAAAACGUAUGGAGAACUUGUAGAGAUGAUAAUGCGGUAACACAAGUUUCACCUCUAAAACUAAAUGUUUUUCCAACAAUUCACGAUGAUUGUUUAUACGCAUGGGAUUGCGAAACCUAUAGCGAAAAAGAAACGAAUAAAGCCAUUCCUUAUUCUUGCAUGUUAAUUAAUUUAGAAAAACUAAGAAAAAUGUUAGAAAGAGUAAAACAUAACUUUCCAGAUUUAAAUCCCACUGAAAGUGUACCAGAAGAAUUUUAUAAUAAAUUAAUGAAUAUAGUAGAAAUAUUUGUGGGUAAAGAUUGCAUCGAUCAAAUGUUACAACCUUUAGGAAAAAUAGAUAAAAAAAAGAUUAACAUUAAUUUCUCAUAA